Molecule: messenger RNA, 1437 nt
Organism: Exophiala oligosperma
Lineage: Eukaryota; Fungi; Ascomycota; Eurotiomycetes; Chaetothyriales; Herpotrichiellaceae
Exons: 1
Coding region: 1-1437 (478 amino acids)
Biological process (GO): transmembrane transport
Molecular function (GO): transmembrane transporter activity
Source: RefSeq, a predicted model, not a curated record
AUGCAGCAAGAGCAGAACGAGAAGAAUGUGGUGGAUUUUGACGGACCGGACGAUCCUUUGUAUGCUCUCAACUGGAGCACCCGGAGAAAGGUCUAUACGACAGUAUUGUACGGUCUGACGACUAUGACCGCGACGUGGGCCUCGAGCUGCAUCUCGUCAGGGUUGCCAGGAGUCGCCUCGGGGUUUCACGUCUCCGUCGAAGUCGCGACUCUAUCCAUCACAUUGUUCCUCUUUGGUUUUGGCAUUGGGCCUCUCUUAUGGGCUCCUUUGUCUGAAGUGUAUGGCAGGAAAGUCGCCACUCUGCCAGCCUGCGUGGUAGCAAUGUGCUUCAGUUUUGGGUCGGCCACAGCGAAGGAUAUCCAAACGUUGAUGAUCACACGCUUUUUUACCGGCUUCUUCUCAAGCGCGCCGGUAGCAAAUACUGGAGGAGUCUUGGGUGAGAUGUAUUCUUCCAACAGCCGAGCUAUCGCCAUGGCGGGCUACUCGCUGGCGGUUGUCGGUGGGCCGGUCCUAGGUCCUAUCGUGGGCUCGGCCCUCGUCGUUCAACCUUCGCUGAGUUGGAGGUGGACAGAAUACAUAACCGGAAUCCUGUCGGCGAUUGUUCUAGCCUUCGAUUUCCUCUAUAUCCGAGAGACAUAUUCACCCGUCAUUUUGCGCCGAAAGGCCAUGAGACUGCGGUUGGAGAGUCGAAAUUGGGCCCUGCACUCGAGGUCCGAAGAGUGGGAUACCAGUUUUGCGGAGCUGAUGCGCAAGUUCUUGAUAAGACCGUUGGAGCUUCUCACGACACCGAUCUGCUUUGCCGUGGCUUUGUAUGCGAGCUUUUGCUAUGGCAUCCUGUAUAUGCAGCUCGGAGCCGUUCCCAUAAUAUUCCACGAUGGGCGAGGCUGGCCCCUGGUACGAAGUUCUUUGCCCUUUCUCAGUAUUACGGUCGGGGCACUCCUCGGAGCGGCAGUGAACAUCUACAAUCAAACUAGGUACAACGUGCAAAUCUCGCGCGUGGGCACAAAAUGCCUUCCUGAAGCCCGGUUGCCCCCAAUGAUGGUCGGAUCAGUCUUCUUCGCUGCCGGCAGCUUCAUCACUUCAUGGACGGCGGCGGGGAGAUUUCCUUGGAUUGCGCCGUGCAUCGGCCUCACCUGCACUGGCUUCGGCUUCACCACCAUAUUCCAAGCCGCCAUGAACUACUUGAUCGACACGUUUCAGCCGUCUGACAGCGCUGCAAGUGCCGUUGCUGCCAACACUUUCAUGCGAAGUUGUUUUGCCGGGUCGUUUCCUCUUGUUGUGCAUCCAAUGUAUGACAACUUGGGUACACCUUGGGCGGGUAGCCUGGUUGGCUUCAUUUCCAUUGCCAUGAUUCCAAUACCCUUUGUAUUCUAUCUCUUUGGAAAGAGAAUCAGGUCUCGUGGGAAGUACUCAAGAAACGAUGAUGAGGAGGGAUGA